CAGAUCAAUAAUUACUUUGGCAAACAGCAUUAAAAGGGCAUCUGGAGAUCUUCUCCAUUCAUUCGGUCACACUGGAGAACACGUUAAGAGAAUAGAAGUUGCGUUGCGUUCAAUAAUCUUCAGUACAGAAGAAGAGACGAUGGAUAGAAGUUAUUUUGGUGAGCCAAGCUUGGCGUAUGGAAGAUCUGGGUCUUCAAGGAAAGGUAAGAAGAGCAACUCAGACAAGCCAAAGCAACCACAGAGAGGCCUUGGAGUGGCUCAGCUAGAGAAGAUUAUAUUACAUAACCAAAUGAGUUCAAGCUAUUUUACAUCCCUUCACAGCCCCUACUACACUAAUCUGAACCAGGAGGAGGAUGCGAGGAUGGGCACAACAUACUCGUCCAUUCCAUCUUCAUCUUCAUCAUCCCUUUCUUAUUCACCAUCAUCGUCAUCGUCAUCUUUUGCCUUUCAACCAAACAUCAUGAUGGGUAUGGGGGAGAUGGAAGCGAUGGAUAUGAGAUAUGGUGAUUCGCAGUAUGGUACUACAGCAUCUGGAUGGAACUACAGCAAUGGUAUCUUGGAGACCCAACAUAGCACCGUGCCACCAAGCGUGACUAGACAUCUUUUGACCCUUAGUGUGGAGGAUUCGGUGCAGAAGAAGAGAAGGAAAGACCGUUGUGACUCAAUGGGUUCAAGCAGUCAGAACUCCGAUUCAAGUGACACCAGAGAAGUAGAUUUGGAACUCAGGCUAUCACUCUAAUUUGCUAUGAUGUUCGAUUCAAAUUGAUGGGUUUAAUUUUCUUUCUUUUUUUUUUUCCUUUUUCUUCUUCUUUCUUGUGAUUUAACCUCUACUAGGGAGUUCAGCAUAAGUGCAUAACCAAUUGGGUUUUCAGAACUCACAAGAGUUAAGCUAGUUGACGUACAGGCUUGUUGUUUUAUUUGUCAAGUGCAAGGAAACUUCUGUAAUGAAUUAAGCAGGUACAGUACCGUUAAUGCAUAAUA
Molecule: messenger RNA, 981 nt
Organism: Nelumbo nucifera (sacred lotus)
Lineage: Eukaryota; Viridiplantae; Streptophyta; Magnoliopsida; Proteales; Nelumbonaceae
Product: protein SPEAR1
Molecular function (GO): DNA-binding transcription factor activity
Source: RefSeq, a predicted model, not a curated record